Odontomachus brunneus is the source of this 5343-nucleotide messenger RNA. Its product is annotated as probable maleylacetoacetate isomerase 2. Gene Ontology annotation, cellular component: mitochondrion; cytoplasm. Gene Ontology annotation, biological process: glutathione metabolic process; L-phenylalanine catabolic process. NCBI's taxonomy places the organism in Eukaryota, Metazoa, Arthropoda, Insecta, Hymenoptera, Formicidae. The record is from RefSeq and is a predicted model, not a curated record. The coding region runs from base 186 to 839 and encodes 217 amino acids. Gene Ontology annotation, molecular function: maleylacetoacetate isomerase activity; glutathione transferase activity. The transcript has 5 exons.
CGGGGGGAACGGCUAUGGCAAUCGAAUAAAAGGGGUGAGGAGGUGCGAUUUCGCGCGUUCACCGCGAUUCCGAAUUGCAUUUCUGACAGAUUCUGACGGCGACAAGCGCGCUGGCACCGGGGAGCCGCUGGCCAAGGUGAUAAUUGAGCAGGCGAGUCUGUUCGCGACGACGAGAGGCCGACGAGAUGUCCGUGAUGGGUAAGCCGGUGCUCUACUCCUACUGGCGGAGUUCCUGCUCGUGGAGGGUGAGAAUUGCGUUGAAUCUGAAGGAGAUACCAUACGACAUAAAACCAGUGAGCUUGGUGAAGGGUGGUGGGGAGCAACAUUCCAAUGAGUUUCGCGAGAUCAAUCCGAUGGAGCAGGUCCCCGCGCUCCACAUCGACAAUCAUACACUAAUAGAGUCUUUAAAUAUCCUGCAAUACUUGGAGGAGACCAGGCCGAGUCGUCCGCUGAUGCCGGCGGAUCCCGUCAAGAGAGCCAGGGUCAGAGAGAUCUGCGAGGUGAUUGCCAGUGGCAUACAACCGCUACAAAAUCUCACGAUCCUGAUCUACGUCGGGGAAGAGCGCAAAAAGGAAUGGGCGCAGCAUUGGAUUACCAGGGGAUUUACAGCCGUGGAAAAACUAUUAUCGUCGAGUGCGGGCAAGUAUUGCGUUGGCGACGAGAUUACGUUAGCUGACUGUUGCCUAGUGCCACAGAUAUUCAAUGCACGGAGGUUUCACGUCGACCUUAGACCCUUCCCCACGAUUCUCAGGGUGGACCGUCACUUGGAGCACCAUCCGGCCUUCACCGCGGCUCACCCCAACAAUCAGCCCGACUGUCCGCCGGAGGCGACCAAGUAGCAAGCGAGGCAGACCACCCUUUUCCUCUUCUAAUGUCCUUUAGAAGGGCGAAAGGAGGUGGUCCGACGUUGUGUGGUUUCAUAGUGACAAAAGGUGACAUCGCCGUUCACUUGUCCUCGUCCAGAUUUUAACGUAACGCACGGCUUAUCGCGCCUCGUGUAUAUCAUAAACAAGAGAUUAUUCUCCGAGAAAAAGAGAAGAAGACAGCGAAUCGCUGAAUCAAACUUAUCGAGCCCAGACAGGACAUGAAAGUCUGUAUCGAGAAGAAUGAUAGCAGUUUAGUCGAGCGGAUUAAGUUUUUGGUGAUUACGGAAAUACAUACCUUGGCAUCUUGGUAGUACUCGACGUCUAUACAGUAAUCGCAUUCGGCUGGCCGUUGAUUUUUAUGUACUAGGCGUCGAGAUGCUGCCACAUCUCUUAAUAUAGACUUCACGAUUGAGACUUUUACUUGCUUUGCAUUUAGCGCCGAACCAUUCGAUUUUCUCCUUCGACAUUUUUUUUAAACGCAAAAGUAUAAAAAUGUAAAACUCUUAUACUAACGCAUUUAGCGUUAGAUAUAGUGAAGAAUGACCCGUAAAUGUACACGCAGUUUAUCGUAAAGAUUGAUUACAUUGCGACAGCGUGUGCGCGGAAAGUUGAUUUAAUUCGUAUGCGAUCGGCCUUCUAGAUUGAUUUCCUUCGAUAACGAUACUUCGGUUCGAGGAUAUCAUUGGAUCGGUAAAAUAGCACCUUUUGUCACUUAUGAACUGCGUUUCGAUACCGAAAUGGUUAGCGGCCUCUCGAUCUUAUGUUACGUUACAUCAAACGAUAAGUGCCGCUUCACAGAGCGAAGAUACUCUGACGCCAUUUCUAUACUCGCGCAUAAACGAGUAAGAGAAAUAUUGGGCCUACUUUUAAGUUCUUUGUUACGUUUUCUACAGGUUUCUAUCAUCAAUCGAAAUUAAUUCUUCACGCGAUAUUUUUACACGAUAUUUUGUAAGAUAUAUCGACCUAUUCUAAAUAGGUUCUCUGUUGAAAUCAAAAGUUUACUUUUUAUAUACUUAUAAAUUUUUUAUUUGACUUUUUUCGCGCUGACAUAGCGUAAGAAAAAGAAGUUGCUAUUGAAUCAUAGUAAAUGCCCCGAGUUCGUCGCUGGUAAACGUAGGAUAGUGAUUCGUACUUACGUGAUAUGAAGUACACACGCAGCAGACAAAUUCGAAACGUGAAGCGAUCCACAAUUCGAAGGGAAACGUGUAAUAAGGGAAAUGCGCUCCGCACAAUGUAUCUCCCGAGAUGUCACAAGAUGAGAGUACAAAUCGCAUAUUUCCUUUGACAUUCCGGAUAUUGUAUUUUUCUCAACGGGAAUCGCGUGAACAUACAAAAUCGCCCGUGAGCGACGCGCGAGUCACGAAAAUGGUUACUGUGCCAGAUAAUCGCAACGUUGAUUUGUCCGUCAACAUGAAUUACGUUGCACAAUUAAAGAACCGCGGUCGUCGGCGAUCUCGCGCGCUUGCGACCGCGAGGAUCGAAAAGUGUGCCAUUGAAAUGCCGUUUAUUACACAUAGUACAAUCGCGUAUGUAUGGUCGUGCAAAUCAAACGAUGCACGGAGACGCCGCCGUGGACGCCAACAGAAUCAAAGUACACAAUUAUACGCUCUCGCAACAUAACAGAACCUAUCUCUCUCUCUCCGGUUCCGAGAGCACGACAAUGAAACAGAGAUGCCGAUAUUUUUCACGAAUCUUUUUUAUAGAAUCGCUCAUUGUAAAGCUGUAUUAUUGCAUAGUCGCCUUUGUGUACUCUGAAGAAUUUGUACGUUAACGUACGUAAUAGGCGUGCCGUUUUUUCUCAUUACAAGUUCGAGACUCCGGUAUAUGAUACCGAAAAACACGAUCGAUUGAACACUGACAUAAUCGGACUUCAUUGGCAUUCUUCCUUAUUGUCGCGUUGUCCUUCCUCUUCCGGCACUCACGAAACACGUCACGUCACAUUCGCGUCGGAAUCCCACGUCGAUACAACACCGAUGAUUUUCUCCAUGUAUCGCGCACGUUGUAACUGCCUUCUUAUACUGAGACUUCGACGAAUACUUCUUCCAUGUAGCCUCCAGCCUUCGCAAUUAUUUUUCUAUAGGAGAUAUAGUAUCGUAAUAACGAAGGUAAUACACUUCUUUGUGCGCUUUCUAACGAAAGAUUAAAAAAGAGGAGUAAAUAUAUAUAUAUAUAUAUAUAUAUAUAAAUAUAUAUAUAUAGAUUCAUCGCAAUACAUACUUAAAAUCUACGUCCUACAUGUAGUACCAGGGACAAGCAAAAACACAUAUUCCGCGUAUACAUACACUCAUACACAUCACAUACACAUGCAUACACAUACAUACACACACAAAGGCAUAGACAGACGUAUAUUAAUCAAUUGAGUGAUUAGAUAAUAAUGUAUAUAAUCUUUGUACGAACCAUACUUCCCCUAUAAAACUCCGCUCCACUUACAUCAAGACAGGCGUGUGGUCAAAUCGAAACUGCAUUUGUGCGUAUCCGCUUCCGUUUUGUAUGACCGCGUACACAUAUGCGAUUUGAUUUAUGGAGAGAAGUGCGAGCGAAGUAGCAUCUCCGCCAUUUUGUAUUUCGUUCGCGCUUAUUAUUGUGAAACAGAACAGAGGAGUUUCAAGUAUUCGCCAAUUAAGCGAAUGCUUCAGGACUGACAUGCAGGAUCUCGCGGUCCCUACGUCGAGUCUCCGUUCCGUAUUUUCGCAUACAGGAAUGUGUAAAAAAGGAGAAACGACGAAAUGAUCGAUUGUGAAAGCGGAAAGUUGAUUUCGUCGAGAACGAGCUGUGUUAUCGUAGUUAGCGGUAGUUCUUAUAGUACGGGACAAUUAGCGUGUAAAAUAUUGCAGGCAGGUUUCUAAUUUAUAUUUAAAAAGUCCUCAUAGAAGUGCUUUAAUAUUUAUAGUAAUUUUUGGAUGUUUGAUAUCAGACAUCUACAUAACUAAUAUUUGAGUCACAAUACCGUUGAGGUAGAAUCGAUUUGCCGAAUUAAACGAAGAACGAAUCUUCGUCGUUCGUAUUCAUUCCUGAAGCUUAGUUUGCCUUUGUUUUAUCAUUGCUUCUGGUUGCUUGUAACCUAAAAGCUAUGUUAAUCGUCCUUCGAGUGAGAAUUUUUAUUGCAAACUUAAAUAAGGGACACUAAGUAUUUCUAUUGUAUGGCUCCUAAUUGUAAUCAAACCGCGAAUAUUAGUGAAUAAAUUUCUAAUCACAUUUUUCGGCGGGAGAUAGUCAAAAUGAGGAAAUCGUCGCCCUUAAUAUUCCGUAUGGUUGCGUUCCCGAAAGUGUCUAUUCUUGUGUAGCUUUCGUGCGAAAAUCUUGUAUAUGUGAGCGUCACUCAUAUUUCGCGAAAGAGAGUGAAAAUGAACGUUUAUCUACGUUUAUCACACGAGUCGGCUCCAUUUUCACCUUUUUCAUGCCACUUACGCAUUUCCUCGAUGUGUCCUGAUGCAGUCGUUCGAUAUGAUCCGAAUGUAAGCUCGCCUUUUGACGUCGCUUUCAUGAACUGAUUGCAUAUGCAGUUAGUAGUGCAGCUGUAUAGUCCAACGAGGUAAUGGCAAUAAGUGUAAUUUUCUCUUCCGCCGCGAUGGUCCUAAACCUAGUAAGCAAAUUGGUAGCAGAGUGCGCGCAGAUCAGCAGCAAAUUUAAUCAGAAUCCUGAAAUCACAGUCAUCUAUAUCCGCAUUCAGUAUUUUGUCGUCGGAGUUUGCUGACAGGCAAUGCGAACAGAUUGGCGGCCGAAAUCGCGCAGAUCUUGUCGCAUAGCAGGAUCUGCUCAAUUUCAGCUGCCAAUUUUCCGUCAGAUCGUUACAGGUUCUGCUCGGCUUCUACCGUCAAUCUGUUCGGAUUGCCUAUCAGUAGGCUCUGUCGCAUUUCUGGCGGCAGUUUGGCAACUCAAUGAGAAAUGACUUAUCAUAGACGUCGAAAAGACGUCGAUUUGACGAUUUCGACGUCGAUUUGACGUUUUUUCGACGUCUAUCGGUAAGUCAUUUCUCACUGGGAACAUAAUCAGAUAUAAUAAAUGUGUUGAAUUUGUUGCGUUCCUGCCAUGAAAAACUUGCAGGGCUCUGCUCAAAAUCUCUUUGCAUAGGUUUGGCUAUCUGGGAAGGUAGAUUUUUGCAAAGGCGUAAUGUUUGUAAGAGAAUGCCUGAGGUCGUUAGGUAUGAGCAAAUAAGAGUGUACAAUAAUAAUAAUAACGAUAAAAUAAUAAUAAUAGUGACAUACACGCACACAUGUCAGUUCGGAACAAUAUGGGGCGCAUAAAUAUUUUGCGAGCGAAAACGGUCAUUGCAUUUUCGCAUCGCUUUUAGGGAAUAAAAGGAAUCUGUGUCAUAGUGUAUGUAUAUUACUUUGUAGUUGCGCGAUGAAAGAUCAAACAAACAGCACGGGAGGUGCAUUCAGCCAAGCGAUGUGCAUUCACAUCCACACACAUACACACUUACGCGUGCACACACAUACACUUAUUGUCACCCGAAUAAAACUGCGUUUCGUCUGUA